Molecule: messenger RNA, 6035 nt
Organism: Panthera uncia (snow leopard)
Lineage: Eukaryota; Metazoa; Chordata; Mammalia; Carnivora; Felidae
Gene: PHKB
Product: phosphorylase kinase regulatory subunit beta
Exons: 31
Coding region: 2310-5570 (1086 amino acids)
Biological process (GO): glycogen metabolic process
Cellular component (GO): phosphorylase kinase complex
Molecular function (GO): calmodulin binding
Source: RefSeq, a predicted model, not a curated record
UGGCAAAGGCUGCGGCCUGAGAGAGAUGGUGGGGGCGGCGGGGCUCAUGGCUGAAGGGAACUGGAAGGUGUUGGAGCGAAGAGCCCGGGCCAAGCGCUCAGGUUUGGCUGGCUGGGGAGACACCCCCUCCCCUGCACCAGGGUGGUGCUCCCCCUCAAGCGCCUUGGGCGGGAGGCUGGUCGGGGUCCUGGAGUUGAACCUGUGCCCGCGUGUUUCCCCUUAGAAAGCAGACUGCGGUCCCGGCCUUCCUCUUCAUGUUUACCCCCACCUCCCAAAUUGGUGGUGCCCCCGACUACAUGUGUUUUUCCCCAACGCUAUUUCGUGUGUGUUCGCUCAGAAAUUAGGUGGUGGUGUCCACCAAAGCUGGAGUUUUACUCUUUAGAAAUCAGGCGGCUGCCAGGUUCCUGGGAAAGACAGCGGGUCGUCCCUCAAAAAUCAAAUAGCUUCAUUCUUAGAUGUGAUUAUGAUCUGGUCCUAGAAAACUGCCAGCAAAAAAGUUUUGCUUUAUUUCAUAUCUCCCUUUUAUGUUCUUCACAAGUUCUGAGCCCUAGCCGAUUACUAUGUGGCAGAAAUUGAGUGGAGACAGGGCCUUAGGCUAUGAAGGGGGUCACGUUGAGCGUGCUUAAGGGCUCUAGCGGGUUCCUUCCCUGGGCAAGUGGCCUCAGGACACAAAGUUCCCAGCUGUGCCUCCCAAAUCCAAAGCCACCGAGGUCAGAAGACGCUGCGCAGGCAGUUACUACAGUUGGAAGUGUCCUGAACUGACUUGUUCAAAUUGCAAAGUCACGUCUUUGAAGUUAGCACUUAGGGCCCAUCAGUCCUCUGAGAGACAGGAUUGAAACUUCCCUCGUUUCUGGCUGGCUGUAUGUAAUCUUGAGCUAAAAGUGUGCUUACAAAACAAAAGAUGGUGGGAUGACAAGUGUUCAUUUAAUCUUCCCUUUUAAAGGAUUGAUAUUACUAUUUGUCAGUGUUGAAAGAUGCUACUGUUAAGGAAAGGCAUAGCCCUAGAAAACUAAGUCUGUAUUUGCAUCUAUCCCUAGAGGGUUUUUUUUUCCUCAGCUAAUAUGCCCCCAUUAUGUUUGGGGUUUUACCCAAUUUAUGAAGUUCUUGGUUGUCCCUUGUGUAGUUUUCCUUUUUUAAAUUUGAAUAAAGUAUCUAAUUUCAUAAAUAAUACAGGAGAAAUUCAUCCAAUCUUUGUUGCUAAUAUCCAUUAUGUUUUUAAACUUUAUUUAUAAAGUUCUGCGCUUAUUUACUUAGAUUAUAGCAAAACUACCACAGAAGUAUGAGAGAAUUUUUUAACACUCCUUAGUACAUUUAAGAGUAAAUAUAGUUGGUAUAGUUUAUAUUUGUGUUUCACACUUAAAAUUUUUGUGUCAUAUUGAAGUAUUGAUUGCUAACAAUUGUUUAUUUGGGCUAUAAAGGGAAUUGGAUUGAUAAUAUCUGGUCAAAGAGAGUAACCUGAGUUUUCUUAACAGGGAACUGAGCUCUGCCCUCCACAUCUAUUUUACAGCAUUUCUCUUUCCUCUUAAUAAGCAUAUAGGAUUUAUUUUCUUUUCCAGUUUUUAUUUUCUCUGAAUUGCAUGUCAUAACAGUGAGCUUUGAAAACCUACCUUCUCUUUCUUAAGUGAGAAAAAAACUCAAAUUUUAUUUAACUUUUGUUGAAUGCAGUCACUUAAGUCCAGUUUCAUGUGCAAAGUAGUUAAAUGCAUAGUAUAAAUGUUGGAUGUUCCUAUAUUGUUUAUAUCAUUGUAGUAAGAGAUAGAUACUAUUUGAAGUCAUUCAAAUUCAUUGAGGUUUCUGGUUCUAACUCUGUAAGGUAUUGACUAUAUGGUUUCUUGAAUGAAUCCUUGACUUCCUAUGUCAUUGAAAACAACCAAUCUGAUUCUGUUUGUUACUUUUAGAAGAAUAUAUAAACUCAGCCUAGUUUGAAACUUGGGCUAACCUGGCUCUGAUAUAGAUGUCACUGCAAAGUUCUGAGCAUUGUUACAUAGUAGCAUAAUCACUGCACUGUUCAAUAGAGGAUGCCACUCUUAUGUAAUGUUAAUAAGUGGAUAUUAUGUAUUUCCUGCCUCAUCCAUAUAAGCAAAUGUAAUUUAUCAAAGCAAAGAAAAUCAAAUUUUCAAGUCAUUAAAAAGAAAAUAAAAUUAAAAUGAACCUCAAUUAUUGCCUUUGUUGCACACUGCAUCAUGUUAAUAACUGCUCACACUGCUUUCAAUUAAUCUAACGCUGAUUGCUUCUAACCUUCACUAAACAGUUUUGAAAAUUGCUCUAGUUUAGCCUGCGACGCUUAUGAUUAGAGUCAACAAUUUGAAAUGGCCAACUCACCUGAUGCCAUCGUCUCUUCUCCACCCGCUUUCUUAAGGUCUGGCUCCGUUUAUGAACCUCUGAAAAGCAUUAAUCUUCCGAGACCUGAUAAUGAAACUCUGUGGGAUAAAUUGGAUCAUUAUUACAGAAUUGUGAAGUCAACGUUGCUGCUAUAUCAAAGUCCAACCACAGGUCUCUUUCCCACUAAAACUUGCGGUGAUGAUCAGAAGGCAAAAAUCCAAGACAGUCUUUACUGUGCUGCUGGGGCCUGGGCUUUGGCUCUUGCAUACAGGCGCAUUGAUGAUGACAAGGGAAGGACCCAUGAGCUGGAGCACUCGGCUAUAAAAUGUAUGAGAGGAAUUCUCUACUGCUAUAUGCGUCAGGCCGAUAAGGUCCAGCAGUUUAAGCAGGACCCACGCCCAGCAACCUGUCUUCACUCUGUUUUCAAUGUGCAUACGGGAGAUGAGAUCCUCUCCCAUGAGGAAUAUGGCCAUCUUCAGAUAAAUACAGUGUCACUGUAUCUCCUUUACCUUGUGGAAAUGAUUUCCUCAGGACUCCAGAUUAUCUAUAACACUGAUGAGGUAUCUUUUAUUCAAAACCUGGUAUUUUGUGUAGAAAGAGUUUACCGUGUACCUGACUUUGGUGUCUGGGAAAGAGGCAGCAAAUAUAAUAAUGGCAGCACAGAACUACAUUCAAGCUCUGUUGGCUUAGCAAAAGCAGCUCUAGAAGCAAUUAAUGGAUUCAACCUCUUUGGCAACCAGGGAUGUUCUUGGUCGGUUAUAUUUGUGGAUCUUGAUGCUCACAAUCGCAAUAGGCAAACUUUGUGUUCACUGUUACCCAGAGAAUCAAGAUCUCAUAACACAGAUGCUGCCCUACUACCUUGCAUCAGUUAUCCUGCAUUUGCCCUGGAUGAUGAAGCUUUGUUUAGCCAGACACUUGAUAAAGUAGUUAGAAAAUUAAAAGGAAAAUAUGGAUUUAAGCGUUUCUUGAGAGAUGGUUAUAGAACAUCAUUGGAAGAUCCCAACCGACGCUACUACAAACCAGCUGAAAUUAAGCUCUUUGAUGGCAUUGAAUGUGAAUUUCCCAUAUUUUUCCUUUACAUGAUGAUUGAUGGAGUUUUUAGAGGCAAUCCCAAACAAGUAAAGGAAUAUCAGGAUCUUUUGACUCCAGUACUUCAUCAGACCACAGAAGGUUAUCCUGUCAUACCAAAGUACUAUUAUGUGCCAGCAGAUUUUGUAGAAUAUGAGAAAAGAAACCCUGGUAGUCAAAAGCGAUUUCCUAGCAACUGUGGCCGUGACGGAAAACUCUUUCUUUGGGGACAAGCCCUUUAUAUCAUUGCAAAACUUCUGGCUGAUAAAUUAAUCAGUCCUAAAGACAUUGAUCCUGUCCAGCGCUAUAUCCCACUACAGAAUCAACGCAACGUGAGCAUGAGGUUUUCCAAUCAAGGCCCACUGGAAAAUGAUUUGGUAGUUCACGUAGCACUCAUAGCAGAAAGUCAACGCCUUCAAGUUUUCCUCAACACGUAUGGUAUUCAGACUCAAACACCUCAACAGGUAGAGCCCAUUCAGAUUUGGGCUCAGCAGGAGCUGGUGAAAGCUUAUUUCCACCUGGGUAUCAAUGAAAAAUUAGGACUCUCCGGAAGACCGGAUAGACCCAUUGGCUGCCUCGGUACAUCAAAGAUUUAUCGCAUUCUAGGAAAGACUGUGGUUUGUUACCCUAUCAUCUUCGACUUAAGUGAUUUCUACAUGUCUCAAGAUGUUUUACUGCUGAUAGAUGACAUAAAGAAUGCACUACAGUUCAUUAAGCAAUACUGGAAAAUGCAUGGACGCCCACUUUUCCUUGUUCUCAUCCGGGAAGACAAUAUACGAGGUAGCCGAUUCAACCCCAUAUUAGAUAUGUUGGCAGCCUUUAAAAAGGGAAUGGUUGGAGGAGUCAAAGUUCAUGUUGAUCGUCUACAGACACUAAUAUCUGGAGCUGUAGUAGAACAACUUGACUUCCUACGAAUCAGUGACACAGAAGAGCUUCCAGAAUUUAAGAGUUUUGAGGAACUAGAACUUCCCAAACAUUCAAAAGUCAAACGACAAAGCAGUACCUCCAGUACUCCUGAACUAGAACAGCAACCAGAUGUCGCCAUUACCGAAUGGAAGAACAAGCCCACCCAUGAAAUUCUUCAAAAACUGAAUGACUGCAGUUGUCUGGCUAGCCAAGUCAUCCUGCUGGGUAUAUUGCUCAAAAGAGAAGGCCCCAACUUCAUCACCAAGGAAGGAACCGUUUCUGAUCACAUUGAGAGAGUCUAUAGAAGAGCUGGCAGCAAAAAGCUUUGGUCGGUUGUGCGCUGUGCAGCAAGUCUUUUAAGUAAAGUAGUGGACAGCCUGGCCCCAUCCAUUACUAAUGUUUUAGUGCAGGGAAAACAGGUAACUCUGGGUGCCUUUGGGCAUGAAGAAGAGGUUAUCUCUAAUCCUUUGUCUCCAAGAGUGAUUAAGAACAUCAUCUAUUACAAGUGUAAUACCCAUGAUGAGAGGGAGGCAGUCAUUCAGCAAGAACUGGUCAUCCAUAUUGGCUGGAUCAUCUCCAAUAACCCUGAGUUAUUCAGUGGCAUGCUGAAAAUACGAAUUGGGUGGAUCAUUCAUGCUAUGGAGUAUGAACUACAGAUCCGUGGUGGAGACAAGCCAGCCAGAGACUUGUAUCAGCUGUCACCUAGUGAAGUUAAACAGCUUCUGUUGGAUAUUCUUCAGCCUCAACAGAAUGGAGGAUGUUGGCUGAACAGGCGUCAGAUUGAUGGGUCUUUGAAUAGAACUCCCGCUGGGUUCUAUGACCGAGUAUGGCAGAUCCUGGAGCGAACUCCCAAUGGUAUCAUUGUAGCUGGGAAGCAUUUGCCACAGCAACCAACCCUGUCAGAUAUGACCAUGUAUGAGAUGAAUUUCUCUCUCCUUGUUGAAGAUAUGUUGGGGAAUAUUGACCAGCCAAAGUACAGACAGAUUGUUGUGGAGUUACUAAUGGUUGUAUCCAUUGUACUGGAAAGAAACCCUGAGCUAGAAUUUCAAGACAAAGUAGAUCUAGACAAACUGGUGAAAGAAGCAUUUCAUGAAUUUCAAAAAGACGAGAGUCGACUAAAGGAAGUUGAAAAACAAGAUGACAUGACUUCCUUUUACAACACUCCCCCACUGGGAAAAAGAGGAACAUGCAGCUAUUUGACAAAGGUUGUGAUGAAUUUGCUGCUAGAAGGAGAAGUCAAACCAAGCAAUGAUGACCCAUGUCUGGUUAGCUAGUGAGAAAGGUGUAAAAGGCUCUGUUGAGACAUGUUUUCUAGUAGUGUGUUAAGUUUUGUGUUGAAGCUUGGUUCAGGCCACCAUUAAUGUAUGGACUGAGUAUGUUGGUGAGGUGGUUGCCACGUCCUUGGCAGAGCCACUGGACCUCUUGCACUCCAUAGCCAAUCUAAUGGUAAGAAAUGCUGUAACUAGGUGGAAAAAAGUUCUGAUGAUUAUUAUGCCAACUACAAUAAUAAUCUUUACUGAAUGAUAGAAAUAGUUUAUGAAUUGAAAGUUCACUACUGCGUGUUUUAUGAUCAAAUAACUCAUCAAAAUGAAUCUUUGCUCUUUGGACUAAAUUCCCACCUUACUGCCAUUAAAAUGAAUUUUUCAGCUAGUGAUGCAUACUGGAUAUUGAAAGAAUGAUGAACUUAACUUAGUGUCAUUGUUAUACUAAAAAAAGAUAUUAAAAAUCAUAAAAGCAAA